Molecule: messenger RNA, 4044 nt
Organism: Candidozyma auris
Lineage: Eukaryota; Fungi; Ascomycota; Pichiomycetes; Serinales; Metschnikowiaceae
Exons: 1
Coding region: 1-4044 (1347 amino acids)
Source: RefSeq, a predicted model, not a curated record
AUGCUAAAGCAUCCACUUCGAGCUAGAAUUCGUGUUUUGCGUUCACGCCACUUUAGAUCGUCUCCACCGUGGGCAUCUACCAUUUUGUGGCGCCGCAAGGUGCUCCCUUACUUUUGCUACCCAACAUCUCCGAACCACGGAUAUGCUACCUUCUCCAGCGACACCGAUGAGUACGAGAUCGAUUUGAUCACGUUGAGGAGAAAAUCGCAAUCCGACAACUCUGACGUGGCUCCUUUCUCCACUGUUUUGGAUCCAAACGGCCCAAUCAAUGGCAAGUAUGACCCUGAGGUGGUUGAUAAGGUUCUCAGAGAUAGCACUGGAAGCGAAGGCAACAAUGUUGAUGCAAACGUGACUCCCGCCACAAAGGAGUUUGUGGACCGCUAUCAUAGGGAAUUGAAUCUUCUUGACGAGUUUAUCCGUCUUUCGUACGCCAAUACAAUUCCUGAUAUCUCCAGACUCACCCCGGUGGAGGUAUCAAACGUGCUAUACAUAUUCAGAGGAUUGUAUAAAAAGGGCAAUCUUGAGCUCACUGACGGUGCAGACUUGAGGGCCUUAGAUGAUAUGGUGGACUCGUUUUUAACGUUGCUCUCGGAAGCGGCUCCCACAUCCAGAAGCUUAUCUACGUCUGUGCAGAUGCUCUUGGACCAGAAGGCCAAGAAGCCAUUUGAUGUAGACGUGCUUAGUUCCGGAAUCGGCAACUUUUUGCCUGAGUUGCGUGUUUUGACAAGAAAGUACGACUUCAAUACUCUUGGCCUGGUGAUGCCUAUUGUGGAGAAGAUUUCGGUAUUGGUAACUGAAUUUUCUCGUUUUUUGUCCGUAAAUGGCGCUGCCCACAACUAUGAUGCUGAUUUCUUUAAGGUUUUGAUUUAUGUUCUGCGCUACAAGCACUUGAAGCAAGCCUUGCUUGAUCACAGUGAUAUAUCCCCCAAGGCGCUCUUGGCAAUUGCCGAAAACCCCAGCAGUGCUGAAAUUCAAGACAAGAUUAAAGCGGCGACCGGUGAGCCACAAAAGUUGAUUGAUUUGAUCAGCAACUCGAGCAAGACCAUCCUGAAUGUGAUUUUUAGUAAUUUGGGGUUUAAAGAUGCCGAUGCAACAUUUGCUGCCGUUUCUGCGGAGACCGAGAAGGAUAUUUAUUCUGAGAAGGAGAGACACCUUCUCGAGAGCUUUAUCGAAACCUAUUUGCCGUUGGUUUGUGGAGGCGUGCUCGCCAUUGAUGCUUUCAAGGAUUCCAGCUUCAGCAAUGCUCUUGUUCGUUUCGAUAACAAGACCAUCACGCCUUAUGUGGUGCUGCCAAAUUUUUUUGAUAAUUUUGAGUUUUCUUUGGCAUCGCUUUUGGGUAUCACGUCUCGUUUCCAUGUUAUUCGUGCCAUUGCACCAAGCUUUAACGAUGAACUCGCCGAGCGCUCUUUAGAUGAUUUGACUGAAGCAAUUGACAAGCUCGCAGAGAAGUCAAGUCCGUUGAUCUUACACGAUGCUGCAAAGGUACAUGAAGCACUUAACCAUUUUCAGAGACACUCUACCCGCGGGUUUUCCAUCUUUGACAAGUUAUUGCGGAAUCAGCACUGGGUAACCGCUUGGGAACGUCAUAAUAUGAUUGCCGGUAAGUCAUCUGAGGAUACCUUCGAAAUUGUUGAUCUCACCAAUGAGGCAGAGGCUUUGAAGGAAGCCGAACCGAAGACUGUUAGUGCCGAAGUCAUACAAAUCGACGGUAAGUCCCUAAGCGAUUUUAAAGAAGAACUCUUUGAAUUUAGAAAGCAUGACUUGAGAAAUUUCAAUUUUGCCGACAUCAGCUUCGUCAACCUCUUGAGGUAUAUGAACACUGCUAUUGCUAAUGCAACUUCAGGAAAUGAAAGUUCAAAUGGAUCUGCUAUCACUUUAAAGAAUUCAGGGUCAUUUGGUCAGCUUAAAGAGCUUUUGGCAGCAAACUUGGAGCCCAACUAUAGUAAAACGAAAUUUCUCGACGAUCUUGUGGCCAAUGAGUAUGCCCCUAAGAUGGCUUACCAACAAAUUCCCGAAGAGCUCAAGAUCCAUAGCUUCGUCAAGGAACUUGAAAUUUUGAGGAAUGAUGAGCUCAAGAAAUCAUUUAAGGAUUCUUCUCCCAAGGAGAUUGUUGCACUAGUUGACCGCAGAUGCACUGAAUUUUCACAAGGUUUAGAGAACCUGAACCCCACAUCAAGGAUGUGCAAGGCUAACUGGGCUGUGUUCAUGAAGAUGGGCGGUCGUUUGAAGAGACUCUUUUCUAUUAAUGGUGGUAACACAGAGAUCUUGGAUGCCGUAAUCAACUCGCAGUCUGCUUUAGAUAAGCUCGAAGCAAAGCUUGCUAAGAAAAAGGCCGAGGUUACUGCGCAAAGCGAUGUACAAGCUUCGGAAAACGUUAGUAAGUCUUUGUACGCUCCUGGCCCGUACGUACAAAUCCCAGAGAAGUUGGGCUUGCAUGAUUUUGUUGAGCAACUUGCCAUCUUUAGAGAUGAGCUUCAGAAGCCUUACAAGGAUGCUAGUCCCACAGAAGUGCUUGAUUUAAUGGAGAAAAGAACCAAAGAGAUAUACAAUGAUGGAAAUUCGAACCCCACUCUGAGAAUGAACAAGGAUAAUAUGGUAUCUUUCAUCAAGCUUCAUGCCAAACUCAAGAAACUUUUGGCUUGGAACGGUGGUAACACUGCAAUUUUGGAUACUCUUAUUUACUCCCAGAAGGUGUUCGACAAAUUUGAAGCUAAGAUCUCAUCAAAGUCCGAAGAAUCUCAAGCGACAGAGCAAGAGCAAACUCCAUACAGACAAAUCCCAGAUGAUGUAUUGCUCGAGGAGUUUGCCAACGAGCUUGAGGAAUUAAAGGUUGCGCUUGGCUCUAACUUUGGCGACAAGACAGCAUACCAGAUUUAUAAAGAAUUGGAUAGGAUGAUCAACAAUGAAGAGGAUUUCGAUAAGAAGCUCAUCUUGCAAAAGCUUCAGAGAAACAUAAGAAUGCUUUUGAAGCACAAUGGGAACCUGACAUUCGCGUUGGACACUGUAUUGAUCAGCCGUAAGGUCUUUGACAAGAUGGAUGGCAAAUUGUCUGCAAAGGAGGCCUCCAAUAACAAAUUUAUCAUGAGUGACUUCCUUGAGAAGAAUCCUUCCAGGCAGAAGAAGAAGCAACUCAAGUACAAUGACGCCAGCGAAGUAUUGGCGCUUUUGAAUAACAAUUCUACGCACGCUGAUGUUGAGCUAGAAAAGAUCAGAGCGGAAGCGUCUAUUCAAGAUGCAUUGGCAUCCGCCAUGAGCCAGGAGGAAGCAUACUUGAAAGAGGAAAAUCCCGAAGAAUACGCAGCUAUCAAUAGUUUGACUGCUCAGAAGAUCAGGGAUUCAUACAAUAAGAACGCAGAUACUAAGGCUGCUUCUGUGGAUAAGGACUCGCUAGAGGAAUUUUUGAAGUCUGCUAAGAAGGACAAAGAGAGCAGCGAAGCAGAAAAAUUCCGUGCUGAACAAGCUUAUGAAUGGAGCAAGAGCAUGUGUAAGAGUAACCGGACAUUAGAAGGGAAGAACUUCUUCAAUCCGAUGAAGAGUGGCAAGGGAUUAACGCACGAAUUCCUUGUAUUGACUUCAAACGGUGAAACUAUCUAUUCAAAAGAGAACCCUCUUGGCCCCGAUCACGUAAAUGAGGACAUGGUGACAGUGUUAGAGCGGGUCUCACCUGAAGUCCUCAGCAAGGUGUCGAAGCAAAUCAACAAACUUCAGAGGAAAAACUGGAGCGUCAUUGGAGGUGGCGACAAGGAUCGUUUAGUUGUUGUAAGCAGACCCGUGGCGGCAAGAGGGUUCAAGGUGUGGAGGAUAUUGAGAACACUAUUCACCACCACAGGCAUGGUGUUUGUUGUGAUGUUAGGGCUCCACGUUUGGUUGGACGAUGUCGAAGAGGGCAACGCACCCGAGUUGGCGUAUCCGCCUAGCGAGAAUCUCGCCGUGAUGGAGCAGGCUGACGUUGACGAGUUCGAGGAGCAACACGAGAUUAAGGAGUCAUACGAGCCUGGUGUCACCACGAAAUCUCUCUGGCAGAGAUUGUUCUGGAGCCGCUAA